GAGAAACCAUGGCGGACAACCAAUCAACCCAAACACAGCAGCUGAAUUUACAACCAACAUGUCCUAUGAGUCUGAACCCUUGUUUACAGAUAAUAUACAUUUCUCAUCCUUGUUGCUUGAACCAACAGUGCGGGAAUCAAUCUGCAGGAGAUGUCCAAGAAAACCAAUUGAUGAAUACUCAAGGAGGUAAUUCCCAAGAAAUAUACAAUCAACAAGGAUCGAGAUUUGGGGAUCAACCAUCUGGAAAUACCCAAAGAGAAAAUAACCAAAACUGUCGGUCGGUAAACUUUCAGAAUGGGAGCAUACCACCAUUCGGACCUCAAAACGGAAUCUUAACGAUAGGUUAUUGUCCAAUGCCAAACAUUCAUUGUGGAUAUUGUCCACAUGUGAACCAUUCAACAUUACCUCAAUUAGGAAGUGCAAUGUCAUGCAUGUGUCAAAAUUGCCCACAUCAUGACCUUAUCAUUAGGAUUCACAAUGGAGUUACUUAUCCACUAGGUGGCAACAUUCAACGAUGGAAUGGACAAGGCGGUGAUGCUAACCAGGAAGGAAAUAUGCAAGGUGGACAAGGCAUUAAUACCCACAGAGGAAACACUCAAAGUAGCGGAGCUGGCAAUACCCAAGGAGGAAACACUCAAGGCGGAGAUGAAGGUAACACCCAAGGUGGAAACACUCAAGGCGAAGAUAGAGGUAAUUCAAUAGGUGAAAAUACUCAAGGUGGAAGAGGGGGCAAUACCAUAGGUGGAAACACAAAAGGCGGAGAUGGAGGUAAUACCAUAGGUGGAAACACUCAAGACGGAGAUAAAGGUAAUUCAAUAGGUGGAAAUACUCAAGGUGGAAAUACUCAAGGUGGAAGAGGGGGCAAUACCAUAGGUGGAAACACUCAAGGCGGAGAUGGAGGUAAUACCCUAGGUGGAAAAACUCUAGGCGGCAGAGUUGGCAAUACCCAAGGAGGAAACACUCAAGGCGGAGAUGGAGGUCAAACCCAAGGUGGAAACACUCAAGGUGGAGAUGGAGGUAAUUCAAUAGGUGGAAAUACUCAAGGUGGAAGAGGGGGCAAUACCAUAGGUGGAAACACUCAAGGCGGAGAUGGAGGUAAUACCAUAGGUGGAAACACUCAAGGCGGUGGAGUUGGCAAUACCCAAGGAGGAAACGCUCAAGGCGUCGAUGGAGGUAACACCCAAGGUGGAAACACUCAAGGUGGAGAUGGAGGAAAUACAAUAGGUGGAAACACUCAGGGUGGAAGAGGGGGUAAUACAAUGGGUGGAAACACUCAAGGCGGAGAUGGAGGUAAUACCCAGGAUGGAAACACUCAAGGUGGAGAUGGAGGAAAUACAAUAGGUGGAAACACUCAAGGCCGCCGAGCUGGCAAUACCCAAGGAGGAAACACUCAAGGCGGAGAUGGAGGUAAUUCAAUAGGUGGAAAUACUCGAGGUGGAAGAGGAGGCAAUACCAUAGGUGGAAACACUUGUGUGGAAGAGGGGGCAAUACUAAUAGGUGGAGAACACCUCAAAGGCGGAGAUGGAGGUAAUACCAUAGGUGGAAACACUCAAGGGCAGUGGAGUUGGGCGAUUACCCUCAAGAGGAAACACUAUUCAAGGCCAGAGAUAGAGGUAACACCAAGGUGGAAAACACUCAAGGCGGAGAAUGGAGGUAAUUCAAUAGGUGGAAAUACUCGAGGUGGAAGAGGAGGCAAUACCAUAGGUGGAAACACUGAAGGCGGAGAUGGAGGUAAUACCAUAGGUGGAAACACCCAAGGCAGAGAUGGAGGUAAUUCAAUAGGUGGAAAUACUCAAGGUGGAAGAGGGAGCAAUACCAUAGGUGGAAACACUCAAGGUGGAGAUGGAGGAGGAAACACUGAAGGCGGAGAUGGAGGUAACACCCAAGGUGGAAACAGUCAAGGCGGAGAUGGAGGUAAUUCAAUAGGUGGAAAUACUCAAGGUGGAAGAAAGGGCAACACCAUAGGUGGAAACAUAAAAGGAGAUGGAGGUAAUACCAUAGGUGGAAACGCUCAAGGCGGAGAUAGAGGUAAUUCAAUAGGUGGAAAUACUCAAGGUGGAAGAGGGGGCAAUACCAUAGGUGGAAAUACUCAAGGCGGAGAUGGAGGUAAUACCCUAGGUGGAAACACUCAAGGCAGUAGAGUUGGCAAUACCCAAGGAGGAAACACUCAAGGCGGAGAUGGAGGUCAUAUCCAAGGUGGAAACACUCAAGGCGGAGAUGGAGGUAAUUCAAUAGGUGGAAAUACUCAAGGUGGAAGAGGGGGCAAUACCAUAGGUGGAAACACUCAUCCAAAGGCGGAGAUGGAGUUAAUACCAUAG
Jatropha curcas is the source of this 2318-nucleotide messenger RNA. The record is from RefSeq and is a predicted model, not a curated record. NCBI's taxonomy places the organism in Eukaryota, Viridiplantae, Streptophyta, Magnoliopsida, Malpighiales, Euphorbiaceae.